Chaetomium fimeti is the source of this 1324-nucleotide messenger RNA. RefSeq lists its product as uncharacterized. The transcript is spliced from 2 exons. Bases 96 to 1127 code for a protein of 343 amino acids. Lineage: Eukaryota; Fungi; Ascomycota; Sordariomycetes; Sordariales; Chaetomiaceae. The record is from RefSeq and is a predicted model, not a curated record.
CACUGCGGCGGUAUUGCAACCUGGGCAGUUGCGGCUGAUUCGGCAUUUCGCUUGCAAGUGCUUAAUUGAUUUUGGACCGAGCCUGGACCUGUGCCAUGGCGAGCUCUCGGCACGUGGGUGCCAUCACCGAGCUCAAUCUGAGCACCUGUCAAACGAACACCCUUGUUGACAGGAUAAAUGCGGUGCCUGGCUUGAAGACAAGUGCUGCAUUUUUAACCUUCCUCCGCGCCAACCUCGUCCUCCUGGACUCCACGAUGUCCAACGCUUCGACGCCCACCCUCGGGCCACACACACCACAAGCCCUCCCACCCGUCUCGCCGUCACCCCUCGGGACCAGCCCUACCCAAGCAGCUCUCGACGACAACAUCCCCCCGCUCUCCCUCGAACUCCUCACCUCCCGGGAGGACAAAGCGGCCGCCCUCAAGCUAGUAGCCGACAGCAUCGCCCAGCAGCGCCAGGCCGCCGCCCUCCACCUCGUCUUCCACCCGCUGCCGCUUGCGGCCAUCCUCGCCGUGCUCGCGGCCAUCUACCGCUAUGCCUGGACGCAAAACUCACAGAACGACCUCGGCACCGUCCUCAUGCUGGUCAGCGGCGCCAUCAUGACCUACCUCACUGCCAUCCGCUUCUUCACCUCGGGCUACCUGCGCGCGGCCGAGGAGGUAUCGUGGGACUUCCUCACCGCCGGGCGGGACGGCGACGAAGAGGACCUGGUGCUCGGCACGCGGUACGGGCCCGACGUCGUCGGCGCGGUGGUGCUCCGGCUGGAGCGGCCCACGUCGUCGUCGGACGGGAACGGCGGCGGCGGCACCGGCGGCGGCGGCGGCCGGCGGAAGGCGCACAGCCGGCAGAACAGCUUCAAGCUCAAGGGCGGGCGGGGCGUGAUCCGGGCCUGGACGACCCGGCUGCGGUACCGGGGCCGGGGCGUGGGCGGGGACCUGCUCCGCGAGGCGGCGCGGGUGACGCGCGAGCGGUGCGGCAAGGACGCCGAGGUGGGGUUCGCGAAGGAGCAUGCCAACAGCAUCAUGGUGCUGCCGGAGAUGUUCAACAGCCCGUUUAGGAAAGGGGAGAUGCGGGCCGCGCGGGCGCUGGAACGGGUGCUGGGGGAGCGGGACGGGCGGAGGAGGUGACGGAGGGGCGCUUGGCUUUGUUGGGUUCUGGGGUAUUUGGAUACCGGUGAGGGCUUCCUUGGUAUGCAUACGGUAGCACAAUCGGUUGCUUUUUUUCAAUUUGGCUUCGUAUGGGCAACACGGCGUUGGUUUGGCGAUGGAUGCCCGGGCGGUCGACACUCUGAGGGCGGAUCUGUUAACCGGUUCUCCUUUAAGAU